Messenger RNA from Spodoptera littoralis (African cotton leafworm), 858 nucleotides. NCBI's taxonomy places the organism in Eukaryota, Metazoa, Arthropoda, Insecta, Lepidoptera, Noctuidae. The record is from the annotation of a GenBank genome assembly.
AUGUUAUUAAUAACAGUGAGAAAAAUCAUUUCACCUCUAUCUUAUUUAAGUAAAACUAUUUGCCGGACUCUCUCUACAUCUGUAGUCGCUAAGGAAGAACAAAUUAAAAUCAAGGAUAGUGUUAUCAACUAUGUAAAAGUUGGUAAUGGAGCUCAUCAUGCCUUAUUCUUGCCUGGAGCUCUUGGGACAAUAUGGACAGAGGGUAAACCUCAAAUAGAGGGAUUCAACCGAGAGAAAUUCACACUUGUGGUUUGGGAUCCACCAGGCUAUGGCAAGAGUAGACCACCUGAAAAAGUAUUUAGUACUGAUUUCUAUGAAAGGGAUGCAGAUGCAGCUUACGAAUUUAUGAAGGCUUUGAAAAUUCCGAAAUAUUCCCUAUUGGGAUUCAGUGACGGUGGAGUCACCAGUUUGAUCCAUGCUGCUAAGUACCCAGAUGCAGUCAAUAAGCUAGUGGUCUGGGGUGCCAAUUCCUUUGUGUUACCUAAUGAAGUGGAAAUGUACAAAAAAAUUAGAGACAUCAAUUCCUGGUCAAAAAGGAUGAGAGAGCCUUUAGUUGAAAUAUAUGGAGAAGAAUUAUUUGCUAAAUACUGGGCUGAAUGGGUUGAUGGAAUGGAAGCUCUAUACAAAACUAAGGAUGGCAAUAUCUGUGCUGAAAUGUUAAAAAAUAUAAAAUGCCCCACAUUCAUACUCUAUGGUCAAAAGGACCCCCUCGUGGACAGUGUGCAUGCCUCUCACUUGCAUACUCACAUUGAUGGCUCAAGGAUACAUCUGUACCCUGAAGGGAAACAUCAUGUUCACCUGAAGUAUGCUGAAGAUUUCAACCAAAGAGUGCAAGAAUUUUUAUUAAAACCAUAAUAA